This is a messenger RNA of Guillardia theta CCMP2712, 393 nucleotides long. RefSeq lists its product as hypothetical. Bases 1 to 393 code for a protein of 130 amino acids. NCBI's taxonomy places the organism in Eukaryota, Cryptophyceae, Pyrenomonadales, Geminigeraceae. The transcript has a single exon. Gene Ontology annotation, molecular function: DNA-binding transcription factor activity. The record is from RefSeq and is a predicted model, not a curated record.
AUGCCUUCAGCUCGCCCCCCAUCACCAUCGUCAGGGUCAGGCUCGGCAUGGGCUUCCCCGUCGCCUCCGCUGCUGUGCACAUCCUCGGUCUCUCCCUCCCUCGCGGCCCAGACCCCUCCCGCCAAGGCAUCUCCGAAGCUCUGCAGCGUCGUCCGCAUACAAUCCCGCCAGGCGCACGCCAGGUCAGACAAGCCCGUGGAGAUCACCCUGGAGCUGCUGUCCUGCCACUUCCACGAGAGCCUCGAGGUCGCGGCGGCCAAGAUCGGCAUCGGCAAGUCGACGAUGAAGCUUGUGUGCAGGCAGCUGGGGGUGAGGAGGUGGCCGUACAGGCAAGUAGGAUCUCGGGCAGCAAGGUGGUACACGGAAGAGUACAGCAGUUUUUCACACAAGUGA